AUGAAACAUUCAACAGAUGAUGGUGUUUUGCAAACAAAUAUUUUACAAGCAUUACAAAAAAAUAAAAUUAUUCAAAAUAAAUUAACUGAAUGUCAACAUUUAUAUUAUAUUCAAUUAGUAAAAGAUCUACAAAUUUAUAAUUUAAAAGAAAAAUAUAAUCGAGAAUUAUUAUAUACAUGGAAAAAAGAAUCUUAUAUACGACAAAUAAAAAAAGAUUUACAAGAAUAUGAACGUCAACGUUUUGGAAUGAGAGAUGAUUAUUAUGAAAAUCAACUUAGAAAUUUAGAUAAUGUCAUCGCUGGUGAACAAACUCUUGUUAUACCACCAAGUGAAGAAAAACGUCGUUUAGAUAUAAAUGCAAAAUAUCAUCAAUUUCUUCUAAAAAAUCCUCUUCAAAAUUCACCAUCAACGCGUCUUAAUAAAUCAGCAAAUAUUUCUUUUCAACAAAAUAGAAAUAAUAACAAUGAAGAAGAAGAAGAACAAGAAGCUAUUCAUACUUUAGAAAAAACUUGGGAACAUAUUCAUGCACAAUCUGCUAGAGUGUCAAGACAAAAACAAAAUACUACUUUACCUACAAUUCAUUGUUCAUUAACAAUGAAUGAAAUUCGAAAAAAUAGAGCUUCAGCAAAAAGUCAUAUUCCAUCAAUAUCAGAUAAUUUAUCAAAUAUACGUGUUACACAAUCUUUUGAUUUACUUAAUACACCAUCCCAUGAGAAACUUCAACAAUCACCACGAUCACCUGCUAAAUUAGCACCCAAUCAUUCGGGGUUAUCUGAUAGUAUUGAACCUCUACUUAUUACCAGUGAAACAUUAGACAAUUAUGCUCAUGCUGAUCUUAUUUCAAUGCGUAGUGUACGUCGACCAAGAAAAGAUCCUUCGGAUUUAAAUUUGUUAUUUGAAACACGUAAACGAAUUUAUGAAAUAAAUAGACGUGCUUUAGAUUAUGAAUUAAAUCAAAAAAAACGUGGAUUACGAAAACCUAUUCAAUUUGAUCGACUAAAACAAAUAGAUACAAUUCAUCAUAAAGAAAAUUCACUUGUUAAUAUGAAUGAAAAUAUUGAAGAAUCUUUUGACGAUAAACAUUAA
This is a messenger RNA of Rotaria sp. Silwood1, 1086 nucleotides long. NCBI's taxonomy places the organism in Eukaryota, Metazoa, Rotifera, Eurotatoria, Philodinida, Philodinidae. The record is from the annotation of a GenBank genome assembly.